Aedes aegypti (yellow fever mosquito) is the source of this 4892-nucleotide messenger RNA. RefSeq names its product homeobox protein Nkx-2.1 (gene scro). Gene Ontology annotation, biological process: cell differentiation; regulation of transcription by RNA polymerase II. The transcript is spliced from 6 exons. The record is from RefSeq and is a predicted model, not a curated record. NCBI's taxonomy places the organism in Eukaryota, Metazoa, Arthropoda, Insecta, Diptera, Culicidae. The coding region runs from base 918 to 2249 and encodes 443 amino acids. Gene Ontology annotation, cellular component: nucleus. Gene Ontology annotation, molecular function: DNA-binding transcription factor activity, RNA polymerase II-specific; RNA polymerase II cis-regulatory region sequence-specific DNA binding.
AGUAGCAGUGAGCUUGUAUUUUUCUUCACUUCCCUUCAAGAGCACAGCAUAGAGUUUCUAGAGGGCUAUCAGAUGCAAUGGUAAAAAGCAUACUCGUCAGUAUAUUGUAGACCUCUUAAUACAUUUGACGGAUCCGUGUCGAGUGGAGUAUUUUCGCGCUCUCUCACAGUGUGUAGCGGAGUGUGUUGUUACAAACCCUGGCUUGCUGAGCUUCUACAGCUCUGUGGAGUGUGUUCUGAGCCGUUCUCGGCGGGUCUUGAGUUGUCGUGAAACGCCGUGAAUCGAGUUCGAGUCUCGUGUUUAGUGUCGCGCGCGCGUGUCGUUGUGCAGUGCCCCUAAAGAAGAGUGGUCCAUUAUCAUCCAUCAAUCAGUUAUUUAUUGUUAUUAUUGCCACUAGAUUGCAAUUGCCCAAGAGUCAAAGAGCAAUCCGGUCGUCACACGCGCGGGGGACUUUCUCGAGUGGAAGACUUAAGCUCAAGUGCUGAAUUAUCGUAACUCUUCGUAGUGAGUGUGUGUGGUGCGGUGCUUUCCGGUGUAUUUGUCCAUUUAUUAUCACGGUAGGAUCCUUGAUUGAUACUUUUGCGGCAAGGGCAAAAGUACUCGUGACCAGUGUUUGCUUGUUUUAUGUUUCCUGAAAUAUGCUCUCAGCCAGCGUCUGAGCAGUUGCCCCAGUUUUAAGGAUUACCAAGUCAAGGUCGAUCCUUCAGUGUGAAGUGCUCGUGUCUCCAGAACUUCCCAAACUUGAACCCGAUGACUUCCAAAAACGAUUAAGAACCAUUGUGGACAUGUCCCGACAGUGAAAGUUUGGUGAUUAGUUAAUUCUAAAAGGAAUUCGGUACAUUUUUGAUGGUGGGAAGCAUUUCCGUAGAUUAGCUGAACGUAUCUCUAGUGUGUGUUAGUGUGCUCCAGUGUUGUACAUGUCCACCACACUUUCCAGUGUAUCUGGAGUGUAUCCAGAAGAUUCUGAGCAAGAGCAUGGACUGUUACCCGAUUUGAAUGGUGUGGAUCUGGUUAUGAGCUUAUCGCCGAAAGGAAACCAUCACCAUCACCAUUUGACCAGUCUACAACACCUGCAGAACCUUCAGCACAAUUCUCUACACAGCCAUUCGACGCCUUUUAGCGUCAGCGACAUCCUGAGUCCCAUCGAAGAGUACCGCAAGCUGGAACUCAGCGCCAACCCACCGUCUCCUUAUAGCGGCGGGAGCAGCGUAAACUCGCCCAGUGGCCUCGGUUCCAACACAGUGUCGUCAGUGUCGGCAGCAGCCGCCGCAAGCAGUAUGGCCAACCCUUACCAUGCCAUGGCCCCCUUGUACCACAGUCCGGGCGUGCAGAGCUACUGUGGCCCGACCGAUAACCUCUCGCUGGCCGGCCACUACACCGAUAUGCGCAACUCGGCCGCUGGCUGGUACGGAUCCACAGCCAGUGAUCCCAGAUUCGCAAUAUCCCGGUUGAUGGGUGGCUCUGCGGGUGGCACGAUGGGGCACGCAAUGUCCAACAUGGGGAGCCUGGCGGCGUGUAGUAUGACGGAUACGAAACCAAUGCAGUUCCCGCUGGCCCAGCGACGGAAACGGCGAGUGCUCUUCACUCAACAUCAGGUUUUCGAGCUGGAGCGAAGAUUUAAGCAACAAAAGUACCUGUCAGCGCCCGAACGGGAACACCUAGCCAGUAUAAUAAGCCUCACACCCACCCAAGUUAAGAUAUGGUUUCAGAAUCAUCGAUACAAAUGUAAACGGCAAGCGAAGGAAAAGGCAAUGGCAGAGCAGAACCAGCAUAAUCAGUCAGCCAGCUCACCACGACGUGUGGCCGUACCAGUACUAGUUAAAGAUGGCAAGCCGUGUUCCGGCGGCUCUAAUACCAGCGCUUCUGCUCAACAGCAGCAACAACAGCAGCAGCAGGGUGGCCAACAGCAGCAGCAAAUCAGCGGCAGCAAUAAUUCCCUAACGUCCAGCGGUGGCGGCGGAAGUGGCGGUGGUGGAGGCGGAGGAGGUGGCGGCGGAGGUGGUGGCUCCUCGGUGGUCCUAACCAGCGAUUCCAACCAAACCCACUCACCGGACACGCCCACCACUACGCUCCUAUCGUCGUACCAGGGCAGUCACAACGUGACCGGCCAGAUGCUGCAGCAGCCGUGCAAUAACAGUCUCAUGUCCAACAGCCUAGCCAUGGCGUACCGGAACCAGAACAACUUCAUGGCCAACAGUCAUCAACAGCAGUGCGGAAGCUACCUGCCGCUGCAAACCCGAGCCUGGUAAUAUUAGGUGAUAUGUUAGGUUUUUACUCUUCUUGUUUUAGCCGUUCGCCUCCCGAGAAGUAGUUUUGGUUUUAUCGGGGUUUCAAACAGUACUACAACAAAACCAAAACCGCUUCUCGUGCGAUCGCAUAAAGGGUGUUCUAUCAUUCUUUUGUUCUCCUUGAAAUCCACGCGAGGCAAAAGACAAACGCUGUUAGCCCUCAAGAUAGCUCGUUCUACUUAAUUUUAUAUUAAAUUAAUAUAUAUCUUAGCUAAGCUGUAGGUUUGGUUUUCCCGCGGGAGGGAGAAACGAAUUACUUACGAUACAGAAAGGAAAAUAAUCAAACUGUAAAUAUACACACAUAAAACUAACUAGCCAAUAAGGCGACUCGAGUGCAUCUGGGUUGGGCGCCAUCCUGUUGACCGUGUGGGUCAGGUGGCCAACUCCGCGUAGCCAAUCGAAGGAGACGGCGAAGAAGUUUCAGAAGUGGGAAUAACAAUGGAUUUGAACUUUAAGUACAAUUGUUACUGCUUAGUGAUCGUGUAAAAAGGAAGAAAAUCAACACUUGUCAAACACCAACCGGCCGCGUACAUCGACGAAAUUGCAAUAAGUAAAUAAUGUUGUAUUUAUUGAUCGAUUUAGUUUUAAUUUUCCAUUGAAAAAAAGUUUCUUGCUUAAAGGGUUUGGUUCAUUUUUCAAAUGUUUUUGGAAUCGACAUUCAUCAUGAAGGGUAAUGAAAUUUUAAAUGAGAGUUAAAAUAAUUAAAUGAAUUGUUUUUUUUUUUGGCUAGAAUACUUUGUCGUUGCACUCAUUUAAAAAACAUUGACCAAAAAUAAUUAGUGUUUAAAGAAAUAAUGUUAGUACUGAUUCUUUUUCGUCAGUGAUUUUAUAAGAGUGCAACAACAACAAAUACUCUAUUUAACAGACCUACAGAGGGAUUUAUCCAUUGAUAUGUGUGCACAUCUCUGGUAGACACAGUGUUCCUUCUUCAUAAGCACGAAGGUCUCCUUCUCGGUGUCCAGCCAUUUGACCGAAUGCCAUUUUUUUUUCUCUGGCGCUCUAAAUCAAACCAAUAAUUUCGAUGGUAUCAUGUGCAGUGCCCAUCAUCUCUUGUCCUAUUCCAUGUUUUUUAUACUAAUAAACUUUCAAAGACUGUGAACAUCGUUGUUUCCAUAGGUUUCUCUUCAUUCAACAUUUGUUCAACUAUUGGACAUUAGAUUUUAUUACUUUUUUGCUAGUACGACAAUUUUUAAAAAAAAACCUCGUAGACAGUCGCAGUUACUUCAAUUCGUGUUAGUGCCUCAGGAAUAACACGCAGAAGACUCCACGAUUCUAAAUGACUGACGACGAUCUACAUGCAUUAUUAGAUCAUCGUCGCGAUAAAUGAUCGCACAAUGCAUGGCAACUUAUAAACGAGAUAUCUUUGAUGAAAUAUCGAAGAUAAGAGAUUUGGUCAUCCCAUCUUCUGCAUUUCAUAGCAAUUUUUCUGAAAUAUUUCUUUAAAAGACAAUCUGAUUCGAUUUCUGGUUGCUUGGGUAGUUAGAAAAACCGUUAAAACAUUAAGUCAGUUAUAAAAAGUUCGCCUGCUUUCAACGUCACAAAGAAUUUCAAGAUCAUUCGAUAAACGAACCACAUCCUUCUUUCAUUGUUACACAAAAAAAGCCAAACUUUGGAUUUCAAUCAAAUUGAGCUUCCCACUCACAAAAAAAAAUGACAUCGAUGAAAAUUAGUAGACACACACCAAUCAUGAAACCAACGCAGCGCACCGACAAAAAUUAUCUCAAUUUAAUUAAAGUGUAAAUAGCUUUGAGUCCGUCAGUGCGCCCGUGAAGAGUGGCAUCGAACCAAACCCCCCAAAUCCAGGAACGAAAAAAAAACGAAAUUAAAUCCGAUGGCCGCAAAAUUUAAAAUUAAUUCGACCCCAUCAGGCAGAAAACAGAUUGGUUAGCGCCAUCGGUAAUGUUUGCCAACGAGACUGCGACAAAAGUCCGAACUCCGAUUGCUGCGGCUCAUUUGUACAUAUAGGCACCAAUUUUUCUAGUGGUUUUCUUUCUGCGCAGCAGCUGAAUUGGCAGAAUAAGCGAAUGGAAAUAAUUAAAAAAAAACGAAUAUUUAUCCCGUCACAACCACCCACCCGCAUACCUUCUUACUCAUAUGUGAAUUUGCAUACACACUACGCUCACAAACACACAAGACCAUUCCGGAUCAGUACGAUUGAAUAAUGUCACUUAACAAACAAACUGCUGCAAAUGCAAAUAAGCGAAACGCAAGUGUAAUAAACAAUUCCAAUGAUAUAAAAAAAUACAAAGGGAUAGUGAAAGAAGAAGACAUUUUUGUCCGAUCAGAGGUAUCAGAAAAUUUUAAUAAACGAGAAGAAAAAAAAACAAAGACACGAUAAAUCAAACAAAGUAAGAAAGUUAUUUAAUUGAUUUAAUAUCUAUAAGAUGAAAUAAAGUAGUGAAAAUAAAUGACAGGAAUCAUUGGUAUAACAACUUGCAGCAAAACAUCCAGUUAAGGAGCAAACAACUCGACACUAAUUGAAUCCGCCACGACGUGAAAUGCGUCAAGGUGGCCAAGUUUGUAUUAAAUUUGAAAGAAUAUAGAAUGUGGUACUUCGAAAAAUGGCGAAAAGAAAUGAAAUAAAUAUCAAUAUGAAAAUUUAAA